Messenger RNA from Chrysochloris asiatica (Cape golden mole), 2838 nucleotides. It is a transcript of the gene HS3ST5, whose product is annotated as heparan sulfate (glucosamine) 3-O-sulfotransferase 5. The transcript has 3 exons. Lineage: Eukaryota; Metazoa; Chordata; Mammalia; Afrosoricida; Chrysochloridae. The record is from RefSeq and is a predicted model, not a curated record. Gene Ontology annotation, molecular function: [heparan sulfate]-glucosamine 3-sulfotransferase activity. The coding region runs from base 145 to 1182 and encodes 345 amino acids.
GUGCUAACAAGCAGUGAACAACCAAAAGGACAGUCAUAGGUGAGGAGAGGCCAUGGAAUAUCCACCAACCAGAUAAUCACCGCUGGAAUAAUUGGGAAGUGUCUGAAUGUAGACUGCGGAAGUCCUGAAGAUUGAUGGAGGGCCAUGCUAUUCAAACAGCAGGCGUGGCUGACACAGAAGCUCCUCGUGCUGGGAAGCCUUGCUGUUGGGAGUCUCCUGUAUCUAGUUGCCAGAGUUGGGAGCUUGGAUAGGCUACAGCCCAUCUGUCCCAUUGAAGGCCGAUUUGGAGCCCGCAAUCAGGCCGAUUUCCCCCUCCGCGCCCUACAGUUCAAGCGUGGGCUGCUGCACGAGUUCCGGAAAGGCAACGCUUCUAAAGAACAGGUUCGCCUCCAUGAUCUGGUCCAGCAGCUCCCCAAGGCCAUUAUCAUUGGGGUGAGGAAAGGAGGCACAAGAGCACUGCUUGAGAUGCUGAACCUCCAUCCAGCAGUGGUCAAAGCAUCCCAAGAAAUCCACUUUUUUGACAAUGAUGAGAAUUAUGCCAAGGGCAUUGAGUGGUAUAGGAAAAAGAUGCCUUUUUCCUACCCUCAGCAAAUCACAAUUGAAAAGAGUCCAGCAUAUUUUAUCACGGAGGAGGUUCCUGAAAGGAUUUACAAAAUGAACUCAUCCAUCAAGCUGUUGAUCAUUGUCAGGGAGCCAACCACAAGAGCUAUUUCCGAUUACACUCAGGUGCUUGAGGGGAAGGAGAGGAAGAACAAAACUUAUUACAAGUUUGAGAAGCUGGCAAUAGACCCUAAUACCUGUGAAGUGAACACAAAAUAUAAGGCAGUAAGAACCAGCAUCUACACCAAACAUUUGGAAAGGUGGCUAAAAUAUUUCCCAAUUGAGCAAUUUCACAUUGUUGAUGGAGAUCGCCUCAUCACAGAACCUUUGCCAGAACUUCAGCUCGUGGAGAAGUUCCUAAAUCUUCCUCCAAGGAUAAGUCAAUACAAUUUAUACUUCAAUGCUACCAGAGGAUUUUACUGCUUGCGAUUUAACAUUAUCUUUAAUAAGUGCCUGGCAGGCAGCAAGGGGCGAAUUCAUCCAGAGGUGGACCCCUCUGUCAUUACCAAAUUGCGAAAAUUCUUUCACCCUUUUAAUCAAAAAUUUUACCAGAUCACUGGGAGGACAUUGAACUGGCCCUAAAGUAAUAUGCCAUACAACACUAUGUGUUAUUCCUGGAGACAUACAAUGUCUCCUCUAGAUUAAAAUAUGCACUUUUCCUAAACACAGCUACCCAAGUCAUUUUUCCAAGUAUACUUGUACAUACACAGUGUGUGACCAAAUAUAAAAUCAGUUCUUUUUCUACUGAAAAUUUACAAAUCAAAAUUGCUCUCUGUCUAGUUGCAUCUUUUUAAGCUAUUUACAAAAAGGAGAGAUGGUGGGGUUGGGGGAGAGUGACUUCAGCUAUUCUCAAACAGUUAGUCUUCCUUUGACUCAGAAGUUGUCACCCGCCAUUUUCACAGGUUUAAGCCAAAAGAUUAAUGUGUGAAAUAUACCAAUGGCUGUGAAGCUGCAGGAAGUGGAGGAUUCAGUUAUGCAUUAUUUCUAAGGGAAAGCUGGCUCUUCAAUUCAGAUGCUGAAUUGGUACCAUGAAAACAGAAAAUACUAUUUUCUUAUUAUUUAAAGAAUGUCUUAUUUCAUAUAAUUGACAUUGUUCCAAAGUCCCUGUGAUGAUUUUGCACUAUUGUUUUCUUGUACAGACCAUGGUGUCGCUUGUAGCAUGUCAAUCACACAUUGGAAAGUCAAGUCCUUACCUUCCAUGUUGUUUGUCAACCAAGAGAAAUGUCCUGUACAUAGUGUAUAUGGUUGUAAAUACUGGUUUCACACUAAGUAAUUCUAUUUUGUAAACUGAAUAUGGCUAUUUAAUUUAUUGUGAAAAUUAAAUUUAUUGUGGCAUUUAAAAAUGGAAUGGAUUAAAAUUACUAUAUGUGCAACUUUUUUUUUUUUUUUUUUACUCAUCUUAUUUUAUGUAGCCCCCUGCUGGUCGCCAAAAUCAAAGCUAUAUACGUGCACAUGAGAACACUUGGACGUAUGGGCUUCUCCAUUGGUUUUCCACACCCUUGAGAAAAAUAAUUUAUGAAAUGAGACUGAAUAUAUUAAGAAAAGAAAUCCCAGUCAUCUGGAAAUCUAGUGUAACAGCCAUCUAAAGAACACUAGUGCCGCUCAGCUACAACUUUGUAACAACUAAUUUACUUGCGGUUGCUGCUGUGCCAAGAGAAAGACUAGAAAUACUGUAACAGAAUCAAGGCAGAGAAGAAUCACAAUUUUAUUUGAGCCUCUAAUCAGUCAGACCAGUAGAGAGAUGAAAUAAAAUAAGAUUAGAAAACUUGUGUGGUCUCUGUAUUCAAAGCUGCUGAAGCUUCAAAAUGAAUACAAGCUUCAGAGUUGUCCCUUUUAGAUGAAAGUAUAUCGGUCUGCUCAAAAAUGAUCAAAUUUCAUAGUGUUGUUAUUACAAAUAUAAACAUAUGGCUCAUAUUUUCAUCCAGAGAAAUUAAUUCUAAAUUGAGUGCCUUGCUAACAUCAGACACAUUGAAUUAUGCUUAAGUAUCAUUCAGAAAAACAUUGAAAGUAGUAGAAACAAAAACAGGAUGGAUUUUUCACAUUCAGUUUCUUACCCAGUGAAAGAUAGUUGAAGGAGUUUGAUUCGACGCCACAUCUCCAGUUCCUGUAGAAAACAGUAAGUGACAAUGAAUUCCUCUUUGAUUGUAAAAAGUGUUGGUUUUCUCCAUGUCUUGUUUCUACUGUCCAGUGAUGAUACAACUCUCUAAAUAAAUAUCCCUUCCCUCUUUGAUGUUGGUA